Limanda limanda (common dab) is the source of this 2710-nucleotide messenger RNA. RefSeq names its product carnitine O-acetyltransferase b (gene cratb). The record is from RefSeq and is a predicted model, not a curated record. Lineage: Eukaryota; Metazoa; Chordata; Actinopteri; Pleuronectiformes; Pleuronectidae. Gene Ontology annotation, biological process: carnitine metabolic process, CoA-linked. Bases 291 to 2159 code for a protein of 622 amino acids. Gene Ontology annotation, cellular component: peroxisome. The transcript is spliced from 15 exons. Gene Ontology annotation, molecular function: carnitine O-acetyltransferase activity.
GGAAACACUUUUACGUCAACACGUGUGCAGGCUUGUAUGCACCUUCAGUCCAGCUCCAGUCGGGACGUGAACUUGUGCAUGUCCGCAGCCUGGACGCAGAAACCCAAAGGGGAGUUUCUCCGGAUCUGCUUCGUGUGCACAUGUCCUCACAAACCCGGAUCUGAACCACCGAGGACACCGAGGAGCAGGAGAAGUAUGAGGAGGAGGGCUGAGCUUCUCCUUCAAGAUCACACCCUGAGGAAACUGUGCACAACACGGACAAACACACGGGAUCAGUGAUCUGAGGAACCAUGCUUCUCAGUCGGAUCCAGCCCGGACCCUGCAGAACCUGGCUGUCCCUGGUUUCAUUGAGGCAGGAGGUUUGUUUCUCCUCCUCCGUGCCCCCCCAGCCGGUGCCCCCCCAGCCGGUGCCCCCUCUGGCCCACACCUUGCAGGGGUACCUGAGGGCCCUGGAGCCCCUGCUGCCCCCCGAGGAGAUCAGCCACACCCGCAAGAUGGUGCAGGAGUUCGGCCGGCCGGGCGGCCUGGGCGCUCAGCUGCAGGACGGCCUGGAGAAGAGAGCGAGACACAACAAGAACUGGAUCUCAGACUGGUGGGUGCAGGGGGCGUACCUGGAGAGCAGACAGCCUCUACCUGUGCACUCAAGCCCGGCCAUCUCUCUGCCCAGGAGAGAUUAUAACGACUGGAGGAGCCAGCUAGUGUUUGCAUCCAAACUUAUAGCAGCAGUUCUGGACUUCAAGGCCAAAAUCAAAACCGGUCAGCUCCCGGUGGAGUACAUGCGAGGGAAGCCUCUGUGCAUGGAGCUCUACCCGCUACUCUUCUCCUCCUGCAGGAUCCCUGGUCCCAAACACGACCACAUCGCCUACCACGGCCGCUCGCGCCGCCUCCCGACGCACAUCACGGUCGUCAGGAACUACCAGUUCUUCCAGCUGGAGGUUUACAACAGUGACGGCUCUCGUCUGACGGAGAGUCAGAUCCACGGCCAGCUGCUGAGGAUCCGGUCUCAGUCCUGGAAGACGGACAAGGAGCCGAUGGGCAUCCUGACCAGCGAGCACCGCCACACCUGGGGACAGGCGUACAACCGCCUGCUGAGAGAUAAACUGAACAAGGAGUCAGUGCAGAUGAUAGAGACGGGAAUUUUCUCUCUGUGUCUGGACUCUCCGGUGAUGAGGAUAUCAGAUGAGAAGUACGCCAGCCGCAAAGCAGCCCAGAUCCUGCACGGAGGCGGGACUUUCUCCAACAGUGGAAACCGCUGGUUCGACAAAACGCUGCAGUUUGUUGUGGGCGAGGAUGGAUCGUGGGGUCUUCUGUACGAACAGGCCACAGCUGAGGGUCCGCCCAUCGCCACGCUGCUGGAUCACAUCCAGCAGUACUGUGAGAAACCUGACCCGAAGAGGGCGCCGCUGGUCCCUCUGCCGAUGCCCAAAAAGCUUUACUUUCACAUCGACAGAGAAAUCAAGAGGGACAUCGAGCACGCCAAGCAGAACCUCGACAUAUUGAUCAACGACCUCGACGUCAACGUGUUCAACUUCAAGAGGUUCGGGAAGGAGCUUCCCAAGAAACACAACAUGAGUCCGAACUCCUUCAUCCAAGUCGCCCUGCAGCUCGCCUACUACAGAGUUCACAAUGAGGUCUGUCCGGCCUGUGACAUCGCAUCUCAGCGGAUGUUUCGAGGAGGAAGGACGGAAUUUAUUCGCUCGCCAACAAACCAGACGCUGAGGUUCCUACUGGCCUUCACCGAUCCAACUGUGUCGCGGGAAGCCAAACUAGAACUGUUCAGAGAAGCUGUUGACGCCUACACAGCACUGACUAAUCUGACACUUAACGGACUCGGCAUCGACCGACACCUGCUGGGGCUCAAGCUGCAGUCUAUCGAGAGAGGAAUGACCAUCCCCAAGAUCUUCAUGGACACGGCGUACGGGCUGGCGACGCACUGGAAGCUGCGAACAGGGCAGGUGCCUGCGAACACUGACAGCGUGAUGUGCUUCGGGCCCCUGGUUCCCGACGGUUACGCCAUUUGUUACAACCCCCAGGCGGACCACGUCCACUUCUCCAUCACCGCCUUCAACUGCUGCGAGGAGACGCACGCUGAGACCUUAGCGCUCACGCUGAAGGACACGUUGGGUCAGCUACAGGAGCUGCUGCAGCCUACUGUGUAGAGCUGCUCCAUCCGCCCAACAGAUCCACCAGGAUCAACCCACUUGUGUAAACCUGAAAAAAAAAAUUCAAUUCUCGAUGAGGCUUGCUCUUGACAUGGAUGCUUUGUCAUGAAAUCCACUGAAAUCAGACUCUUAUCUGCUUUUGAUGCUUUUUUACAGCUUUUGAAACGGUAGAUAUUUUUAUAGCUGCAUUAUAUUUGCUGCAAUGCAUGCAAAUGUCUUGUAUUUCGUAAUUCUGCAUGAAUCCAAAGCAAAAGUAAAGCUAACCUGACACUCCAGCAUUAAUCAGAUCAAGCCAAAGUGUUUUUCAAACUCCUUUUCCCAAGUCAUGUAAUGACCAGUAUCUUUCUGUACAGAGACUAAAUGUGCUGCACUACCGUCACUGAUGGUUAAAUGUUAAUAAUCCCUCUGAUUUUGUUGGAUCAAAGAUUUCGCUUGAAAAGGACCAAAAGUCAGGAAGCAGGUUGUUGUUGGUGACGGUUCAAAUAAACUGUAUUAACUGUAUGUUGUAUGUGAAGAGGACUGGUUAAUAAAGCCUUUUAUCACAUGAA